AUGCCAAAAAAAGUCUGGAAAUCAACUACGCCUUCCACUUAUGAACAUAUCUCCAGCUUGAGACCAAAAUUUGUUUCUCGUGUAGACAAUGUUCUUCACCAGAGAAAGGCCUUGACGUUCAGCAACGUUGUUGUUCCGGAUAAAGAGAACAAUACUCUAACCUCCAGCGUUAUAUACUCUCAAGGUAGUGAUAUCUACGAAAUUGACUUCGCUGUACCAUUACAAGAGGCCUCUUCAGAACCAGUGAAAGACUAUGGAGACGCCUUUGAAGCUACUGAAAACACCUCACUGAGCCCAAAAUUCGUAUAUCAAGGUGAAACUGUCUCUAAAAUGGCUUACUUGGACAAGACUGGGGAAACUACAUUAUUAUCCAUGUCUAAGAACGGGUCAUUGGCCUGGUUCAAAGAGGGUAUAAAGGUCCCUAUUCACAUCGUACAAGAAUUGAUGGGUCCAGCUACCAGCUAUGCCAGCAUCCAUUCUUUAACCAGACCUGGUGAUCUACCUGAAAAGGAUUUCUCAUUGGCCAUCUCUGACUUUGGUAUUUCCAAUGAUACCGAAACCAUUGUGAAAUCCCAGAGUAAUGGUGAUGAAGAAGACAGUAUUUUGAAAAUAAUCGACAAUGCUGGUAAACCAGGUGAGAUUCUACGUACCGUUCAUGUCCCAGGUACCACAGUGACUCACACCGUAAGAUUUUUCGAUAACCAUAUCUUCGCAUCUUGUUCAGAUGACAAUAUCCUAAGGUUCUGGGACACUAGAACUUCAGACAAGCCUUUAUGGGUGCUGGGAGAGCCAAAGAAUGGAAAAUUGACGUCGUUCGAUUGCUCUCAGGUUUCCAACAACUUGUUUGUUACCGGUUUCAGCACAGGUAUCAUCAAGUUAUGGGAUGCCAGAGCAGCUGAAGCUGCCACCACUGAUUUGACUUAUAGACAAAAUGGUGAAGAUCCAAUUCAAAAUGAAAUCGCUAACUUCUAUCAUGCCGGUGGGGAUUCUGUUGUUGACGUCCAAUUCUCUGCCACUUCAAGCUCUGAAUUCCUAACUGUUGGUGGUACCGGUAAUAUUUACCAUUGGAACACUGACUAUUCUUUGUCAAAGUACAAUCCCGAAGACACCAUUGCUCCUCCUCAAGAUGCCACUGAAGAAUCCCAAACAAAAUCGUUAAGAUUCUUGCACAAGGGUGGAAGCAGAAGGUCUCCAAAGCAGAUAGGAAGAAGAAACACCACCGCUUGGCAUCCAGUUAUUGAAAACUUGGUUGGUACUGUCGAUGACGAUAGCUUAGUCAGCAUCUACAAGCCUUACACCGAGGAAAGCGAAUAG
Molecule: messenger RNA, 1314 nt
Organism: Saccharomyces paradoxus
Lineage: Eukaryota; Fungi; Ascomycota; Saccharomycetes; Saccharomycetales; Saccharomycetaceae
Gene: WTM1
Product: transcriptional modulator
Exons: 1
Coding region: 1-1314 (437 amino acids)
Biological process (GO): regulation of gene expression
Cellular component (GO): cytoplasm; Rpd3L-Expanded complex; Rpd3L complex
Molecular function (GO): histone binding
Source: RefSeq, a predicted model, not a curated record